Meleagris gallopavo (turkey) is the source of this 3999-nucleotide messenger RNA. It is a transcript of the gene GPD1L, whose product is annotated as glycerol-3-phosphate dehydrogenase 1 like. Gene Ontology annotation, molecular function: oxidoreductase activity, acting on the CH-OH group of donors, NAD or NADP as acceptor; protein homodimerization activity; NAD binding. Gene Ontology annotation, biological process: carbohydrate metabolic process; glycerol-3-phosphate catabolic process. Gene Ontology annotation, cellular component: cytosol. Lineage: Eukaryota; Metazoa; Chordata; Aves; Galliformes; Phasianidae. The record is from RefSeq and is a predicted model, not a curated record.
CGGUCGCGUCACGGAGCUCUUCGCCGCGGCCAUUGGCGGGGCGCGGGCGGCGCUGCCAUGGCGCUCUCCGGGGCGCCCCUCAGGGUGUGCAUCGUGGGCUCGGGGAACUGGGGUUCUGCGGUUGCCAAAAUAAUAGGCAAUAAUGUAAAAAAAUUGCAAAAGUUUGCUUCCACAGUGAAGAUGUGGGUCUUCGAGGAGAAUAUUAAUGGGAGAAAACUGACAGAUAUAAUAAAUAAUGAACAUGAAAAUGUAAAAUAUCUCCCUGGAUACAAGCUGCCAGAUAAUGUGGUUGCUGUCCCAAACCUUAAUGAAGCUGUAAAGGAUGCAGACUUGUUGGUUUUUGUCAUUCCUCAUCAGUUCAUUCAUAAGGUCUGCGAUGAAAUCACAGGACGAGUACCCAAGAAAGCUCUCGGUAUAACUCUGAUAAAGGGAAUAGAUGAAGGCCCAGAGGGACUGAAACUGAUCUCUGACAUCAUUCGAGAGAAGAUGGGAAUAGACAUCAGUGUGCUGAUGGGGGCAAAUAUUGCCAACGAAGUGGCAGCAGAGAAAUUCUGUGAAACCACAAUAGGCAGCAAAAUCUUGGAAAAUGGCCUUCUCUUCAAAGAACUCCUGCAGACUCCAAACUUCCGAAUAACUGUAGUAGAUGAUGCGGAUACCGUUGAGCUCUGUGGUGCUCUGAAGAAUAUAGUGGCAGUAGGAGCUGGGUUCUGUGAUGGCCUUCGUUGCGGUGACAAUACCAAAGCUGCUGUUAUUCGCCUCGGCCUAAUGGAGAUGAUUGCCUUUGCCAGAAUUUUUUGCAAAGGACAGGUAUCUACUGCCACUUUCCUGGAAAGCUGUGGAGUUGCUGACCUCAUCACGACAUGUUACGGUGGCCGGAAUCGACGUGUAGCAGAGGCAUUUGUUAAAACUGGAAAGUCUAUUGAAGAAUUGGAGCAAGAAAUGUUGAACGGUCAGAAACUGCAAGGACCACAGACAUCUGCAGAGGUGUAUCGCAUCCUCAAGCAGAAAGGAAUGCUGGACAAGUUUCCACUAUUCACUGCUGUAUAUCAAAUCUGCUAUGAAGGGAAGCCUGUCAAAGAGAUGAUAUCCUGCCUUCAAAGUCAUCCAGAGCACAUAUAAAAUCAAUCAGGCCAUCGUUCUCAUGCAGCUUUUUGCCUUUCAAAUUUGUGUUUGAGUUCAAGUGGAUGCAUCAUUAAGCUUCCUGCAAAGCUGCUCACUAGGCAACAGUAACGACAUGAAUGUCUUUGAAUGGGUAUUGGUUUUACUUUUACUGCCUAGUUUGACAUAGCAUGCAGUGUUGUUGGCUUGGUGACUCGUUUUACUGGCUAAAAUAUAGCUGUUUUUAAAAAGCUCACUGCAGAAGUUGCACUACAUGCACAGUCCGUACAGAAGUACUUUGUGUGAGUUCCUACCACGUAAAACUCAGUAUGUUGUUGUCUCUUAUUGAGGCCUAAUCCAAAAUCCACUAGUUGCUAUGGGAAGAGUCCCACUAGUUUUCAUGGAGACUGAAUCAAGCCUUUAGCCUUGAAAUGUUAGGAGACUUUCUUUUAAAACUUGAUAUUCUUUUUCUGCAUACACAUUGAGAUUUUAAUGUUUUCCGUGUUUGUAUUAAUUUAAGCAAUAUUGAUGCAUAAAGAAGUGGUAAUAGUUAUUCAGGGGGCUACAGGGACCUUCUAGGGAACUCUGGUGAUUAAUAUUAUGACUUACAGAAGUCUUUAAAACUGCCAGACAAUUUUGAAACCAAUUUAUAACUGAAUUUAAAGUUUUUAAGUACGCUAUUUUAAAGGGAAUAUGUUAGAGGGGGAUCAUUAGCUCCCCUUCUGUUUUUUAAUCCUUGCAUUUUUGUAUUUCGAUGUUUUUCCUGUGAUGUUCCCAGUUGUUUGGCUCCUCAAAAAUUCCAUUUCCCAAAACAAAUGGUUAACCUUGACCUGGGGGUUCUGUACCCUGGAGCCUAGGGUUUGUUUUAGUCUUGUGCCUGUGGUCAUUCUUCACUUUUAUGAUUUGGUGAGUAGCGAAGGAUGCUCUUGGAGUUUCCAUUGUUCAAUUUGUCAUCAUGUUUUUCUAGCUUAAACACCAGCUACAAAGUGCUGCACUGCACACAACACUCCAAGGAGUAUUCAGGGAAUUCCCUGGUAGCUCAUGCUUGAGUUUUAAAAAGGGUUGUACACCGUUAUGCUGAUGGCAUUCAUUUCAGUGCCUGCCAGUGACUGAUAUAUCAGCUGGACUGCAGUCCUGAACCAGCAUCCCUAGAGAGAUGAAUUCUGAAGUUACUCUUUCACUGGAUAAAACUUUAGUGGGUGCUGGAUUACUUCUGACCUGAAAACUUUGCAAAGACAUCUGUGUCUUUUAUUCCCUAGAUAUUUCAACUCUUUUUUUUUUUCAGGCACUUUUGCUUUAUCAGGGAGGCUAAUUUUAUUUAUUACGGGAAAAAAAAUAAUGUAAUUUCUGUGGAGUAGUUUUGGAGGUUUUCUUGAUCGUUUCAUUGCUUGUUUUUUUAGGAAGGCUGAUGCAAGAGAUGGUAGGUAAAUGCAAUCUUCUGUCUUAGUUUCCUUGUAUACUGAACUGUAAUUUUUUUGGUAAAAUAUAUGCUAGGUACAUAAAGAGUGGAUUUCACUCUUGUUGCUGGAAGAUGAAGGUUAGAAUUGAGUUUUACAGAUCUCAGCAUGAAGCCAAUCACAAGAAUGCCCAUCGCCUCUGAAUAUCCACUCCAAACCUCUGAGCAGUAUCAGAACUGAUUACCUUAUUAUCUGUCAUUGGUUGGUUUUAGACCAGAAAUUGUGAGCACACACACAUCCUGAAGCUUUAAGUUGUCAUUCAGAACUUACUAAGACAAAAGGGAUGCCUGUGAAUAAUUGACAUCCUUACUUAAGCAGCCUGGAUAACUCUGGAAUAAUUUAGACAUCUUGGUAUAGACAGAAGGAUGCUUCAGUUCAGAGGUACCAUUUUUUGUGCUCCAGUAAUAUUUAGUAAUAUUUUACAUUAAUUUCUGUAAGAUGUGAAUGUCCUCAGAUAUUCAGAGUUCUGAAAGAUUAUUUUGCCUUAUUUCUGAUUUUGUGCUAAAUAUAGUAAAGAUAGUAAGAAAUUAAGUAACAGAUAUUUGUGGUGAUUGGGAAAAUCACUGGUAGAGCAGAUGUGGAAAAAACACUCUGCUUAGACAAUUAAAAGGGUGUUUUAAGAUUGGAAGCACUGUUACACUAACGCACACACGAAGCAUACACUCCUCAUUACUGCAUAACUUUCAGUGUGUCUGCUUAUGCUUUGUGUUGUGUUUUGGUUUUUUUCUAAUGCCACGCUGGUCGACUUUGCCUUUAUAUGUAUAUAUACAUACAUAUAUAUAUAAACUUUUUUUUACUGCAGUAUGUAGAACAGUAGUAUUUUUAAGAUACAUAAAGGGCUAAAUGUGGUAAAUUAAUAUAUAUUUUAAGAUUAUUUCUUUAUUCCAGUACUACUUCCACUGAAACCCCAGCAUCUUAAUUGUUCUGGUUUUAUACGAAAGCCUUCUCAAAAGGUAAAUCCAGAGGAGAGCUUUCUAUGGAACUCAUUCCUCCAGUCUGUAAUGGUAUUCUCAUUCUUUUCAGGUAAAAAUUGAGAUUUCAUUAACUAAGAUAAUUUAAUUUCUGUAGGUACUUUGCCAUUCAUAUUUGCUUUUCAGUGCUUGAGAGCAUUCAUUUUGGAACCAGAUAUUUUUUCACCACUACCGUUUUCUUCUCAUUAAAGAUCAUGAUGUGAAACUGGUAAUGAACUAUCAGGAUCUUGUUCUACAUAUACUCAUUUUCCUAGUAUUGGAAUAGUCUUACUGAAAACAUUAACCCCUGCGUAAGAUUUUUGCAUUUUGUAACUAAUUCUUCAUUUAUGAACAUUAAUUACAAAGGAAGGCAUUAUCUUCUAAUAAUUUAUCAUCAGUUUGCCCUAGGCAUGCGUGCUGGUUUUGUUUAAAGAUUGUGAAUGUAUGCCCAUUUGAGGAGUUACUACAAAUAAACAUUUUGUCUUGGGAAUCAA